CAGCAGUCUCUAGAGCCUUCUCUCCUGUGCAAAAUGGCAACUCUUAAGGAAAAUCUCAUUGCACCAGUUGCGGAAGAAGAGGCAACAGUCCCAAACAAUAAUAUCACUGUACCAGGUGUUGGACAGGUUGGAAUGGCAUGUGCUAUCAGCAUUCUGGGAAAGUCUCUGGCUGAUGAACUUGCUCUUACAGAUGUUUUGGAAGAUAAACUGAAAGGACGAAUGAUGGAUAUGCAGCAUGGGAGCUUAUUUCUUCAGAUGCCUAAAAUUGUGGCAGAUAGAGAUUAUUCUGUGACUGCCAAUUCUAAGAUUGUAGUGGCAACUGCAGGAGUACAUCAGCAAGAAGAGGAGAGUCGUUUCAAUGUGGUGCAGAGAAACGUAAAUGUCUUCAAAUUCAGUAUUACUAAGAUCAUCAAGUACAGUCCUGAUUGCAUCAUAAUUGUAGUUUCCAACCCAGUGGACAUUCUUAUAUAUGUAACCUGGAAACUAAGUGGAUUACCCAAACACCAUGUGAUUAAAAGUGGAUAUAAUACGUAUUCUGAUAGAUUUCGCUACCUUAGGGCCGAAAAACUUGACAUUCCUCCCAGCAGCUGCCACGGAUGGAUUUUGGGAGAACAUGGAGACUCAAGUGUGGCUGUGUGGAGUGGCGUUAAUGUGGCAGGUGUUUCUCUAUAGGAAUGGAAUCCAGAAAUGGGAACUGACAAUGAUAGUGGAAAUUGGAAGGAAGUGCAUAAGAUGGUGACUGAAAGUGCCUAUGAAGUCAUCAAGCUAAAAGGAUAUACCAACUGGACUGUUGGAUUAAGUGUGGCUGAUCUUACUGAAUCCAUGUUGAAAAAUCUACCCAAGAUUAAUCUUGUGCCAACAAUGGUCAGGGGGAUGUAUGGCAUCAAGAGGGAAGUCUUCCUGAGCCUUCCAUGUAUCCUCAAUGCCUGGGGAUUAAUCUGCAUUAUCAAUCAGAAGCUAAAGGUUGAUGAGGUUGCUCAGCUCAAGAAAAGUGCAGAUACCCUGUGGGACAUCCAGAAAGACCUGAAAGACCUGUGACUACUGAGCGAGGCUGUAGAAAUUUAAAACCUACAAUGUGAUUAACUUUGACCCUUUAGUUUUCAUUCAUGUGCAUGGACCACAGUUUGCUCUGAUCUUCUUCAAUACGUGAAUUUGGGCUCACAGAAUCAAAGCCUAUGCCUGGUUUAAUGCUUGCAAUAUGAGUUCUUGAACAAAUAAAAUUAACUAUUUCAGUAUG
Molecule: messenger RNA, 1237 nt
Organism: Cebus imitator (Panamanian white-faced capuchin)
Lineage: Eukaryota; Metazoa; Chordata; Mammalia; Primates; Cebidae
Product: L-lactate dehydrogenase B chain-like
Exons: 1
Biological process (GO): carboxylic acid metabolic process
Cellular component (GO): cytoplasm
Molecular function (GO): L-lactate dehydrogenase (NAD+) activity
Source: RefSeq, a predicted model, not a curated record